Molecule: messenger RNA, 1776 nt
Organism: Rhineura floridana
Lineage: Eukaryota; Metazoa; Chordata; Lepidosauria; Squamata; Rhineuridae
Exons: 2
Coding region: 230-1570 (446 amino acids)
Source: RefSeq, a predicted model, not a curated record
UCCACUUUUUUUCUUGUUUGUAAACAAAGCCUCUGGGUUCCACCCUCCGGCUGGAGCCGCGCCUAUAGCCAUCUUCAGGGCUAAUGCGCAUGCGUUGUGUGCCCCUUCCUCGUGCGACAGUUGCUGCUUUGGCCGCGUGGAAAACAACGGAAAAAGAGCGUGAGAGGGCAAAGCGGAUCGCAGUUUCUUCAUUCCAGCUACCAGUGCCAGCAUCGCACAGGAGGCCCCCAUGGCUAAGAAUCACCAAGCCAAUAGCAGCUCUCCUGAGAGGAGACCAGUCCUGGUGUCAUCUGGUUCAUCCUCCAGUGAGCUCUCCUCAUCUGGGCCUACCAAACUGCAGCCUUUCUCCCUGGGCCGUGUGUCAUCCUUCUCCUCCUCCUCAAGUAAUCUCUCCUCCAUCACGGUGCCUGUGCGCUUGGAUGUCCUCUACUUCCUCCUCAACAGCGCUGCCAAAGGAGCACAGUAUGCUCUGCCUCCAACACCCAUUCAUGGUGGACAGGGGUCUUUCGCCAUGUGCCAUUGUCCGGCUGCUCAUAGCACAGUGAGCUGCUGCCACUCGAGUUGCCACAGCGUGCCGAGCAGUGCUGGCAUCCAGCAGCAGCCGGGCGGAGUCCACCAACAGGGAGCACCUUAUGGAGGUUAUGGUGGCUGUGGAGGGCUGAAUAGUGGAGUCAGAGAGCAUCAAAAUGAUGGAUGCCAUUGGACCAGUGUGGCCCAACAAGGUGAUGGAAAGAGCUGGUCUGACUGUAGCCCAUCCCACUUGGCAGGGGGUUGGAAGAGAACUCAGUCCCCAAUGGGCUGGAAGGAGAACCAAAGAGGAGGAGGAGAAGGAGGAGACCGUGCUACUGGGGGUAGUUGGCAAGGCAAGCAGCAGAAUUUCAGAAGGUCCUGGGGUGACCGGAGGCAAGGCACUGUUGAGUCGAGCUCUUGGAAAUCAGGCUUGCAAGGCUGGAGGAGAGAAGGGUCUCCUUUCAGGUCAAGCACCAGCAAUGGUAAAAGGAACCCAGAAGGCAGCCAUUGGCAGAAUUCCAGGGAAGCCCCCGAAGCAAAAAGGAGUUUGGAUGGUGCCACCAGGAAGGGAUGGCAGAAAACUCAAGGAACUGGAGAAUCUGCUAGCUUUGUAGGCAAGGCUAAAGAUGCUGGACUGGUCAAAACAGCAGCUCAGGAGAGCGGAGAAGACUGGGAGGUGGAUUAUGAGAGUGGGCAAUCAGUUGUCCCUGCUACGGGGAGUAUUCCCUGCACUCCCCACCAGAAUGACCAUUCCAACACUUCCGAAGCAAGUGAAGAUUGGGAAAAGGAAUGUGCUUCGUCUGCUGAUCCUCCCAAACUGAGGCUGUUGACCUCUCCUCUUCCAGAGUCGGCUUCCAAAGACCAGGGAGUAACUGCUGCAGAUUGGAGCAAGAAAGGCCGGUUUCUCAGAUACCUGAAGAACCUUUAUACUGACCUGCCGGGGAAGUCCAGCUCUGAAGGCUCCACAGAUCUGACCAUUGACACCGAAGUGAAGCCAUCCGAACCAGAUGAGGAAGAGCAGUCCCUAGAGAAUGCCGCUGUCGCAGAAUCUAAAUCUUGAGAGAGAAGAAGGUCCAAGAUAAAUACCGCUGUGUUGAGUUUGGAAUGUAUGUUACAUCAUCAUUUUCAACUUCUUAACUUUUCUUGUGGGCUCAGCCUUUUAUCCCCUUCAAGCCAUGUAGACCAAGAUGGUUGUUUGUUUAAUUACAAAUGUGUAAAAUCACAUUUUUCUGUAAACUUACUGCAAUAAAGAUAAAGUUGGCGUCA